CGUGCGGACAAUAAAACUUCUCGUGUCAAUUCCAUGUGACGUGUACUGCAGUGCAUGGAUGUGACAGCAGUGAUCCAGGUGACACAUUCGGGUAGAAAAAGCUGUGCAACGCAAAAUGGCGGGAGAAGGGAUGGAUUAUUUGGACAUGAGGCCGUCGGUGCCGAAGGAUCGUUUUCCUAGGAUCAUCCUCAUUAUAAUCUUGGCGGAAUUUUGCGAGCGGUUCUCAUUUUCUGGGAUGAAAGCGUUCCUAACACUAUACCUGCGCAGUAAACUGGGCUAUACGGAUGAUGGGGCCACGGAGAUAUACCACCUUUUCAGCACGUUUGCGUACGUUUUCCCAAUAAUUGGAGGGGUCCUGGCUGACAAUUAUCUCGGAAAAUUCAGGACGAUAUUAUACUUGAUGUUUGUGUACGCUGCCGGAAAUAUUUUAGUUGCGGUGACCGCAAUACCUCAAGUGCCUUUUUCUGGACGUAUUUUCACUAUGAUUGGGUUACUGAUGAUAACCAUGGGCACUGGGGGCAUAAAGCCUUGUGUAACAGCGUUUGGGGGCGACCAGUUUAAGAUACCAGAGCAGGAACAUCAUUUGUCUAUAUUUUUCAGCAUAAUGUACUUCAACUUGUGUUUCGCUGGCCUUAUUUCGAAGGCCCUGUCCCCAGUUCUGAGAUCCGAAGUGCAUUGUUUCGGUGACAAAGACUGUUAUUCCUUGGCCUUUGGAGCACCUGCACUUGUUGUGCUGUUGUCUAUUGUUAUAUUUUUAAGCGCGAGAAAACGCUAUGUUCUGAAAAAACCUGAAGGCAACAUAUUGCUGGAUUUCAUUAAGUGUAUAUCGCUAGGAGUUAAGAAUGUGCUACAGAAAAAGACAGAAAAAGGUGUACAUUGGUUGGAUAGUACCCAACACUGUUACGAUUCCAAGUUUAUAAAGGACAUCAAGAGAACUCUGUCUGUAUUGGUUUUAUUCACUGCUUGCCCUGUCUUCUGGGCAUUGAUUGAUCAAAUGGGUUCAAGGUGGACGCUUCAGGCCACAAAAAUGGACGGCAGGUUCGGCUACCUGACGGUCAAACCUGAUCAAAUGAUAGUGCUCAAUCCUAUCAUAAUUCUCAUUGUCAUUCCUAUAGCUCAAAAGUACGUUUAUCCUUUCCUCGAAAGGCGGGACAUAUUGAAGAAUCCUUUGCAUAAGAUGACCCUGGGCGGUAUAUUGGCGGGGGUCGCUUUCAUAGCGUCCGGGAUACUGGAGAUUUACCUUAGGACCAAAUAUCCCCAACUGCCUCAACCGGGUUAUUCCCAAAUAAGAAUAUUCAAUGGCAACCCGUGUUCUGUGUCUCUCCAGAAUUACCACCAUAACAUAACGUAUACAAUACCUCCUCUAUCCCACUUCGUCAAAAAGGAUGUUAAAGUAACAGGAACACAAAAUAUCAUGUUAGAUUUGGGUGGCAGUUGUAUUGUACCCAGAAAAGAAAUGUUUUUAUUGGAAGAGAAUAGUGCUGUUUCAUUUUUUAUAGAUGGAAAUGAUAUACAUCGGUAUAAUGAUGUUUUGGAAAAGAGCAAAUCUGGAUUUCCAGUAGUCAGAUUUUUAGUAACACAGCGAGUUACUGGUCAAAAUAUAACGUUUACCAGAGAAUCGAAUAACGAAGUGGAGGCAUAUAUUCAUCGUGGCGUUUCGAAGACAAUAGAAAUAUUCACGGAUACCUAUUCCAUUAGAUUAGACACAGCUAGUACAAUAAACGUAACAAUCAACAAAGGGGCAAUACAUCAAACAAAAACAGCUAAUAGUACAGAAAUUGCCAUAUUAAAUAACAAGAUAUUUAGUAAUAUUGUUGCUAGAGACUUGAGAAUGGAGAGUGGCGGGGUGUACACUGUGAUACUGGAUCGGAACGACAACGGAUACGAGGUGAAUGUGGUCAUCAUCACAGAAGCGAACACGAUAUCGAUGGUGUUGUUGUUUCCACAAUUUCUGAUCAUGUCCGUUGCUGAGCUCCUAUUCGGGAUCACGGGCAACGAGUUUGUCUUCAAAGAGGCUCCUGAAAGUAUGAAGGCUGUGCUGACAUCAGCGUGGCUGCUGACUGAAGCCAUGGGCAACGUUAUCAUCAUCGUCAUCACCAGAUUCCUGGUUGGGUACGGACAGCACACGCAGUUCUUCUUCUACACGGUCCUUAUGUUCAUCUCCAUCACGAUAUUCUACUUUCUAUCGCGUGGGUACAAGUUCUGUCAUGAGGAAGAACACGCGAGGAAAGUCAGGAGUCCUAGCGAGGUGUUGUACCUGCAAGUGAAGCAGACAGAAGACUGUCUUGAUCAUUAGUUUUAAUUAAUAAAAAAAUAUGUUGUUCACGGCUCGACUUCGGCAAAAAAGUUAUGUAACUCUUCGGCUCUCCAACUGUCUCUACACAAAAAAUCCAAUCAGUUCAAUGCUCCAUUUUGACGUGACGCGGGUCUGUCCACACGUUAAAUAAGUUUAUUUGUUAGACAAAUUAAAAAACCCCCGACUUU
Molecule: messenger RNA, 2484 nt
Organism: Plodia interpunctella (Indianmeal moth)
Lineage: Eukaryota; Metazoa; Arthropoda; Insecta; Lepidoptera; Pyralidae
Product: peptide transporter family 1-like
Exons: 16
Coding region: 116-2296 (726 amino acids)
Biological process (GO): dipeptide import across plasma membrane
Cellular component (GO): plasma membrane
Molecular function (GO): dipeptide transmembrane transporter activity
Source: RefSeq, a predicted model, not a curated record